GACUCCGCGCCCGCCAUGGCCGACAAAAUGGACAUGUCUCUGGACGACAUCAUCAAGCUGAACCGGAGCCAGCGAGGCGGCCGCGGCGGAGGUCGGGGCCGCGGCCGGGCCGGCUCCCAGGGCGGCCGCGGUGGCGGGGCGCAGGCCGCCGCGCGAGUGAGCCGGGGCGGCGGGCCCAUCCGGAACCGACCGGCCCUCGCCCGCGGCGCGGCGGGCGGCGGCGGCAGGAACCGGCCGGCGCCCUACAGCAGGCCGAAACAACUUCCCGACAAGUGGCAGCACGAUCUCUUCGACAGCGGCUUCGGGGGCGGCGCCGGCGUGGAGACGGGUGGGAAACUGCUGGUGUCCAACCUGGAUUUCGGAGUGUCGGACGCGGAUAUUCAGGAACUCUUUGCUGAAUUCGGAACUCUGAAGAAGGCAGCUGUACACUAUGACCGCUCCGGGCGCAGUUUAGGAACAGCCGAUGUGCACUUUGAACGGAAGGCAGAUGCCCUAAAAGCUAUGAAACAGUACAACGGCGUCCCUCUGGAUGGCCGCCCCAUGAACAUUCAGCUUGUCACGUCACAGAUUGACACACAGCGGAGACCCGCGCAGAGCGUAAACAGAGGUGGGAUGACUAGAAACCGUGGCUCUGGAGGUUUCGGUGGUGGCGGCGGCACCAGGAGAGGCACUCGUGGAGGGAGCCGGGGCAGAGGUCGAGGCACUGGCAGGAGUUCGAAGCAGCAGCUUUCUGCAGAGGAGUUGGAUGCCCAGCUGGAUGCUUAUAACGCAAGAAUGGACACCAGCUAAAGAGACCAGCAGAUCCUCAAGUGGAGCAGGACCCAGAUGUCUCCUCCGUGCUCCCUGGCGGGAGGGGGCGGUGGACUGGGGGCUGUGCAGCCAAUGAUGGAUUUGUUUCUUUUAUGUUUUAAGAUAGGAUUUAAAAACUCAUGUAAAGGUUUUUUUUUUUUUUCUCUCCUUUUUUUCUUUUUUUUUUUUAAUUCUGAAGCAGCCCUGUUUUGUACCGAGUUAUUUUUGGGAUAAAUGUUACCGGUUGCCGUUGUGGGGAAGGUGGCGUUUUCACCUUUGCCAUAAUAAAAGAGACAUGUGUGGAACUAGA
Messenger RNA from Canis lupus familiaris (dog), 1099 nucleotides. It is a transcript of the gene ALYREF, whose product is annotated as Aly/REF export factor. Gene Ontology annotation, molecular function: mRNA binding. The record is from RefSeq and is a predicted model, not a curated record. The transcript has 6 exons. Gene Ontology annotation, biological process: mRNA export from nucleus. Gene Ontology annotation, cellular component: nucleus. The coding region runs from base 16 to 789 and encodes 257 amino acids. Lineage: Eukaryota; Metazoa; Chordata; Mammalia; Carnivora; Canidae.